Cryptomeria japonica (Japanese cedar) is the source of this 1272-nucleotide messenger RNA. RefSeq lists its product as uncharacterized. Bases 1 to 1272 code for a protein of 423 amino acids. Lineage: Eukaryota; Viridiplantae; Streptophyta; Pinopsida; Cupressales; Cupressaceae. The transcript is spliced from 2 exons. The record is from RefSeq and is a predicted model, not a curated record.
AUGGCAGCUCCAAGCACAAGUUUGAGAAAUCCACAGAUCCCACAGUUUAAUGGGAAAAAUUAUGAUUAUUGGGCAAUCACAAUGAAGGCAUUAUUUUGUGCACAAGAUUUAUGGGAGUUUGUUGAAAAUGGCUACCAAGAACCAGUAGAUGCAAUAGCAUAUAAUGCACUAACUCAAGUAGAGAAAGACUUAUUGAAGGAAAAUAAAAAGAAAGACUCAAAAGCCCUCUUCCUCAUCUUUCAAGUAGUGAAUGAAAGCAUUUUUCCAAGGAUUCAAGCAGCAACAAAGUCCAAGCAAGCAUGGGACAUUCUUCAAACAGCCUAUCAAGGAAUGGAAAAGGUAAAAAUAGCUAAGUUGCAAAUGUUAAGAAGGGAUUUUGAGACCAUCUACAUGAAAGAAUCAGAUACAAUAGAAUCAUUUUUCACUCAAAUCAUUGGAUUGGUAAACCAAAUCAGAACUCAUGGUGAAAACCUUGAAGAAAGAAGAGUAGUUGAAAAGAUUUUGAGAAGCUUGCCUACAAGAUUUGAAUCUAUUGUGGUGGCCAUAGAAGAGACAAAGAAUCUCUCACAAUUUUCAAUGGAUGAGCUUCAUGCUUCACUCAUUUCUCAUGAGCAUAGACUAAGCAGAGAUGUGCAGUUCAUAGAAGAUGAAGCAUGGGAUGGAACUUUGGACAAAACAAUCAAUAUUGCAGCCAAUAUACCACAAGAAGAAAAUGAAGAUUUUAUAUUAGCAAGUACUCCUUCAAAUGCGACUCCUCCUAUAGUUGUUCAAGGUCAACAAAGUGGACAACAAAUAACACCAUCAAGUGUAAGGACAGCCCCACACACUCAAGCAAAUACUCCAUCAAAUGUGCAAGUAACACCAUCUUCAAUUGGUAGUCUUGGUGCUGGACCAUCAAGCCCACAUUCAACAAAUGCAAGUGACAUGUCCAAUCCUACAUUAGCAAGCUUGAGGAGACAAAAAAUUAGAAGUUUAAGGGAGAUUUAUGAACAAAAUGAAGGUGAAAAUAAUGCGGGUCAGACUUCUCUUUUUGCUUUAUACUCGCAUGUAGAUGAUCCAAUUCAUUUUAAAGAAGCUAUUAAGGAAGAAAAAUGGGUGCAAGCAAUGGAUGAAAAAAUUGAUGCAAUUGAAAAGAAUAAAACAUCGGAGUUAGUUAGUCUUCCACAAGGAAAAGAGGUGAUAGGAGUGAAGUGGGUUUACAAAACAAAACUGAAUGCAAAUGGAUAUGUGCAAAAACACAAGGCAAGGUUGGUGGCAAAAGGUUAUUCAUAA